AUGGUUCGAGCAGACACGCGAUUUUGGCCUCCAACUGUUGAUAGACAUUGCAAACCACGUACUGACUCAGCUCCAGCUGGCACUGUAUUUGCUCGUGUGUACAGUGACAGCAGUGAACUGGACGACGACGAGUGGCCCAUCAGGUGUAUUCUCCAGGAAACAGACACAGAAUACCUGAUCGACUGGGAAGGGCCCUACGAUCCAAGCUGGAAAGCGAGGCGUGCUCCAAAACGGGUGGAGCGAGACAUCACCCAAGUCCACGGUCCUGCCUCGCCUUCCGCUUCGAGAAGAAGGGACUUGAAGAACAACGAACGUGCAGCAUCCGAACACCAAAAACAGCCCAGUAUCCGCGGCCGUACGGCCUUUUCAUCGUCAUCUUCCCCUCUAGAAAUUGUUCCAGAGACACAAUAUUCUCCACAGGCCAGACAGAGUGCAGUUUUCGGGUCCUUUUCUCCAGAGACUCCUGGUGCUGGCCAGAGCAGUGUGCGUAGCGAAAUAGGCGAAACACCUUCUCCCCGGCACGAGGAAUUCAAAAGUCAACUCAUACCUCACGAGUCCAGUCUCCCUUUAUCGGCGUCCUUAGGGUCUGUUGAAGGCAUCGAGUCCAAUUUGAGCAGCUUGGUGUCUCACCACCUGACACAGAGUGACUCUUCUGCUGGUGUUUAUCUCAGCUCAAUACCAGAAACGGUCACGCAAGAUUUGUCACCAUACCGGCUUGAUUCUGGCUCUCAAUUCACAAGUCAACCGGCGCUCUCAUUGCCUGAACCUACAGAGACCCAGCCGCCUGUGGAAGUAGUGGAAGACCAAGGAAGAAAGCAUCCAGCAGCAUCCAUAAACGAAAACAUGGACCAAUACAAUUCAUGGGAUCAGCCACGAGCCCCACGCUUUCCGGGGAUAUCCCAGACCCUCAGUGCUAGUGCAACCCCUUCCUCCGUUGGAGACGUCGAAGCAUCCGUGCCUGUAUCGGUUCCAGAGGCGACGGCCCCUCUUAGCGUCAGACACGACAAAGACGCUGUCACUCAUUCCCACACUGCAAUUCAUCAUGUGCAUCCUGGACCUCUAAUCCCACCGUCAGAACUCCUACACUCCGAACCAUCGACAAUGCAAACCAUUCAGCCAAGCGAAUUGACAGUUACAAACGUCGAGGAGAAUUUACCAGGGUCAAUCCGGCUUGGACCGUCUGAGUACGCAGUCACCCUUCCAAUGGACUCUCGGGUGAAGGAUUACUAUGAACGAGUGUUGGCAGACGCUGCCACGAGUAUUCGUGAAUUUUUCUCUGGCGUUGACGACAACUCUGGACUACCGGCCGCCAAACUUCUGGCGAAGAUGCAUGAAAUGCUCACGCAAUUGAAUAAUGUCUCAACACAUCCGGACCUUAACAUUCCCGAACAUUUGAAAGGAACAGAGUCUCAUCUCGCAGAAGAGGGGUUGUGGGCAGAGUACUCGAGUGCAAAGUUUCUUUUUCUCGGCUAUUUGAUAGAAGUCGCGAACGUGCUUGACUGGCAUUUUAUUUUGAGGGUGCAUGACGACAAGGCCCAGAGAUUGCUAGAGCGCUAUCUGCAAGGCAAAGGCUUUGCGUAUACCCGACCUCGUGAAGAGAUGGGUGGUGCCUUGGAAGUUUCUAUGGCGAAAGAAUCUCUGAGUUUCGGUAUCCAUUCCACCGAUAGCGUUACGGACCUUUACAAGCCUCCUAUUGCCAUCCUGGCUUUGACCCCAUCGGUCAAUCUCAGGAGCAUAUGCAUGCAGCACAUCAGAACCACCUACACGCGGAAUGAGAGCUUGCUUCCCGUGAUUUGGUUGUUCGUUGCCAAUGCUAGCGAACACAUCGAGCAUUGUCUGCCUGACCUGCCAUCACUCGACCGACUCCGUCUGCUCAUUCAGUAUACCGCCGAUCUUCAUGAUGCAGUGGGCGACCUCCAAGAUGACGCACUCGGCGUACAUGAAGAUGUCGAUGGGAUUGUCAGUUUUCUGCUCGACAUCUUUGAGCCCUGGCCACUGGCUCUCAUCGAGCCUUUGCAUGCUGUCUCGAUGGAAGAGUCAGACGAACCAAUCUCGUCGUCUGAUGAACCUGCUGCACCGACUCAGAAACGCGGACUGCGGCCGCGGGUUGACGCAUCUCAAGAGAUCAGCCAAUUGACCCAGUCAUCCAAGCACAUGAGUCAAACCUUGGACCGGGACCUGCAAUCGCUGGAGAAGAACCUCGUUCAAAUGAAGAGCGAUCUCACAACCGAAAAGGAGCAACUGCGGAAGGAACUGACCCAAACGCUCUCUCGAUUCCAGGAAUUGGAAACAGCCAUGAGCGUACUCCAGCAUCGUUACGAAAGUCGAUACAAGGAAUUCCAUAAAAUGCGUCACGAGCGCGAUCAUCUAGCCGAGAGCAAGACUUCACUCGAGCAGCGCAUCGAGUCGCAGAAAGAGAGCAUCGCGAAGUUGAAGGAUGAACGAACGCAACUGAAACGUGAUCUUGAGCAAGCCAGACAAGAACUCAAAGAGGGAGGAGGGAGCAUGGCAGAAUUGGAGACUGCACGUGAAGAAAUCCGGCGCCUGGAGAAAGAGAACACCAGUCUCGAGCGAAAAGCAGACUACGAACGAAACCAGGCCGACUACACUCGCGAGCAAUACCAGAACGCAUCUACAGCCGCCGCUCAAUCCGGGACCGAGGCUCGGCAACUACAAGAGGAGAAUGAAGACUUGAAGCGUAAGGUGGAAGGCAACGCCAUUCGCCUCCGCGAGCUCAACAUCCAAAACGACACCGCUCGUCACCUUGCCCGAGUCGAAGAACUAGAGUUGACCCUCGUUGCGCGUGAUGAUCUCUUGCGCAAGAAGGAGGAGGAGCUUCGGGAAAUUCGCAAGAACCGCCCUUCUACCCGCUCAACCAGCACUCAACCACGAAGCCCUAAAUGGGCUGCCACCAGCCGUCCCACGAGUCCCGGAGCCAACGGCAACGGCAACAAUGGCCUUCCUGGCAGGGGGAGCGCGUUGAGAUUUAGCGCUGAAAGGCCAUUUUAA
Messenger RNA from Penicillium riverlandense, 3009 nucleotides. RefSeq lists its product as uncharacterized. Gene Ontology annotation, cellular component: HDA1 complex. NCBI's taxonomy places the organism in Eukaryota, Fungi, Ascomycota, Eurotiomycetes, Eurotiales, Aspergillaceae. The transcript has 4 exons. The coding region runs from base 1 to 3009 and encodes 1002 amino acids. The record is from RefSeq and is a predicted model, not a curated record.